AUGUCGAACCUCAACAAGGAGGAGACUGACGACGGCAGAGGCCAAGAGAACGGCCAGCAGCCUGCUGCCUUUGGGACGGCCCUUGAGCAGAAAUCCUUCUUCCAGGCUGCCCUGCCUGUUUUUGCUUGCGGCGCAGGCUUGUUCUCCGACGGCUACAUCAACAACGUCAUUGGUUCAGUCAACACGGUGCUCAAGCUCCAGUACAAGACCGUCUACACCUCGUCCAACGCUGCCAAAUAUGUCGCCGAUAUCGCCUUUGCUGGCACCGUCGUCGGCCAGCUGAUUUUCGGCUUCACCUCUGACCACUGGUCCCGAACCAAUUCGCUUGUUGUUUCCACCUUGAUCCUCAUCGUAUUUACCGCCUUGGCCACCGGUUCGUACUACAAGGGCGAUGCCGUCGGCAUGUUCAACAUGUUGGCUGCAUGGAGGUUCUUUGUCGGAAUCGGCAUUGGAGGCGAGUACCCAGCUGGGAGCGUUGGCUGUGCCGAGUCUAGCGGUGAACUCAAAAGCGGCACCCGGAAUCGAUGGUUCAUCCUGUUUACAAACUCCAUGAUUGACUGGGGCUUUGUGUUUGGUGCCUUUGUCCCUUACGUUGUCGCCGCUGCCUGCCACAACCAAAACCUGUCCACCAUCUGGCGUACCAGCUUGGGCAUCGGUGUGGUCUUCCCCCUGGUUCUCUUUCUCCUGCGAUUGCGACUCAAGGAGCCCGAAGAGUUUGCAAAAGAGUCGAUGCGAAAGCAGACACCGUACCUCCUCGUCUUCAGAUUUUACUGGUUCCGUCUGCUGUGCGUGAGCAUCAUCUGGUUCCUGUAUGAUUUCUCCACCUACGCAUUCGGCAUCUACUCGUCCGAUAUCCUGGCCGGCAUUUAUGACGGCGACGCGCCCCUGACCACAGUCUUUGGCUGGAAUACUGUCAUCAACUUGUUCUACCUGCCUGGUACUUUGCUUGGUGCCUUCGUCUCCGACUGGGCUGGCCCCAAGUAUACCCUCAUUGGCGGCGUUCUCGUGCAGGCCGUUGUCGGAUAUAUCAUGGCUGGCGUCUACGGCAGCAUUGUCAACCACAUCGCUGGGUUUGCUGUCUUGUACGGCAUCUUCCUGACUCUCGGCGAGCUGGGCCCCGGCAACAACAUCGGUCUGUUGGCCGCCAAGACGUGCGCCACGGGUGUCCGCGGCCGAUACUAUGGCAUUGCCGCCGCCGUUGGUAAGAUUGGUGCCUUUGUCGGGACCUGGGUCUUUCCUUAUAUCCAGGCCGCCGGGGGCGAUGACAAGGUCAAGUCGGCCCAGUACCCCUUCUGGGUGGCUUCCAGCCUGUCCGUUUUGUCAGCCGCCAUCGCCUUCGCCUUCGUCCCCAACAUUGGCCAGGACACCAUUACUCACGAAGAUGCGCGUUUCCGUGAAUUCCUCGAGAGCCGUGGCUGGGACACUGCUCAGCUCGGCCUGGGGAAAGUUGAUUCCGAAUGCGUCAACGCCUCUCAAGACGAGCGUGUGCCCGAGAAGCUGGCAGUCCGCUAG
This is a messenger RNA of Metarhizium album ARSEF 1941, 1512 nucleotides long. Its product is annotated as MFS phospholipid transporter Git1. The record is from RefSeq and is a predicted model, not a curated record. NCBI's taxonomy places the organism in Eukaryota, Fungi, Ascomycota, Sordariomycetes, Hypocreales, Clavicipitaceae. Gene Ontology annotation, cellular component: plasma membrane. Gene Ontology annotation, molecular function: carboxylic acid transmembrane transporter activity. Gene Ontology annotation, biological process: transmembrane transport; carboxylic acid transport. The transcript is spliced from 4 exons. The coding region runs from base 1 to 1512 and encodes 503 amino acids.